CUGCACUAGAAAUAAUUGUUACAAGUUAUUUGUUAGGGAAAGAUUUAAUGGCAUUUGAAAUGCGAGUUCUCAUUGUGGUGGUGGCCAUGGUUGUAUGGCUUCCCUCGGCGGCAUAUGCAGAGCAGGGAACAGCCACUUUUUACACGCCUCCUUACGUUCCCUCCUCAUGCAACGGAUAUCAAAACGAUGGUGUGCUGAUUGCUGCAGCAAGCGCUCCCAUUUUUAACAAUAAAGCUGCUUGUGGAAGAAGCUACAGAGUAACAUGCACCGGCGCUACUAACCAAGGUGUGCCACAACCUUGCAAGGGUACCAGCGUUGUGGUUAAAAUUGUGGAUCUCUGUCCUUCUCCUGGAUGCCAAGCAACCCUCGAUCUCUCUCAGGAAGCCUUUGCCACCAUUGCUAACCCCGACGCCGGCAAGAUCACGAUUGAGUAUAAUCAGGUUUGAAGCUAAGCUAGCUAGCUCUCUAAGCCAUAUGGGAGAAGCAAAUUUUAUGCCACAUUUUGUGUGAAACUUUUAUGUUUCAUUGAAGUCAAGUCAUGAAUAAGAAAGCAGCACUUUGUGUGAAACUUUCAUGUUCUGCACGUGAUAAUUAAAUAAAGAGGAGGAAAACAGUGGGAGGAAAAGUCUCGCAACUUCGCAACGCCAAACAAACCAUAUAUAUGUACACUCGAUUUAUGGAGAGAUAAGAUCAAAACAGACUUGGGGCCGUUUUGCUCUGAUACCAUGAAAUAAAUUGAAGU
Messenger RNA from Prunus dulcis (almond), 742 nucleotides. Its product is annotated as EG45-like domain containing protein. Gene Ontology annotation, biological process: systemic acquired resistance. Gene Ontology annotation, cellular component: apoplast; cell wall. Lineage: Eukaryota; Viridiplantae; Streptophyta; Magnoliopsida; Rosales; Rosaceae. The record is from RefSeq and is a predicted model, not a curated record. The transcript is spliced from 3 exons. Bases 48 to 446 code for a protein of 132 amino acids.